Nicotiana tabacum (common tobacco) is the source of this 1057-nucleotide messenger RNA. Its product is annotated as protein ALTERED XYLOGLUCAN 9-like. Gene Ontology annotation, biological process: xylan biosynthetic process. Gene Ontology annotation, molecular function: acetyltransferase activity. Gene Ontology annotation, cellular component: Golgi apparatus. The record is from RefSeq and is a predicted model, not a curated record. Lineage: Eukaryota; Viridiplantae; Streptophyta; Magnoliopsida; Solanales; Solanaceae.
UUUCUCCCCAAAUUACAAGGUACCUCCGUCCUUCCCCGAAUAACAACCAGAAUCCGAAUUUCGACAUUAUUCUCCUUUUCUCUCUCACACAGUUACGCCAUAGCCAUCACCACCUCUACAAUAAUUUGCUUCCUUCAUAAUCUUCACCCUCUCAACUAACCUUUAACUUUCCUCACCCCAAUCCCCCCCACCCCCACCCCACAAAAAAAGAAGAGAAAAUCAAUUGAUUUUUUUCCUUAGUUCUCUUCAAGAAGAUCCAAAAUCUCAUAAUUCUUGAAAUAUCAAGUCAAAGUUUCAAUUUUUCAUAUUUAACACCUUAAUGGGUGUCAUUUGAAAUCAAGAAAUUAUCAUGUUGGGUGCUGUCCAAUUGGGAUUAUUUGCAGCAGGUGUUGUACUCUUUGUCCCUAUGGGUAUGGCUGGUUGGCACUUAAGCCGUAACAAGAUGCUAUUUUUCAGCUGUGCUCUUUUCAUUACCCUUGCUGUUGGUGUUCAUUUGGUACCUUACUUCCCUUCUGUUACUUCUUUCCUUAGCUCUAAUAAACCAAGUUCAGUAGUACCUUUAGAAUUUACUGUAAAAAAGGAUUCUUGUUUGUCUUUACUUCAUCAAGUGUCAUUUGAUUUUCAAGAAUUGAGUAUAAAUGUGACUAACAGUGUUGAAAAUAAGGGUAGUGGUAGAAAAUUUGGUUCUUGGAAAUGGGUUGAGUCUGAAAUUGUUAAUGAAUGUGAUUUUCAAGAAUUGAGUAAGGCCGACGCUUCGGAUUUAUUAAACGGGUCGUGGGUUGUUGUAGCGGGGGAUUCACAGGCAAGGUUAAUGGUGAUUUCUUUAUUGGAGUUGAUAUUAGGGAGAAAUGAGAUGGAGGUGAUAAGAGGGGAUUUGUUUAAGAGGCAUAGUGAUUAUAACAUUUUUGUUGAUGAGAUUGGAUUGAAGUUGGACUUUAUGUGGUCGCCUUACGUGAGUAAUUUGACUGAUUUGAUGCUCGGGUUUAAAGAAAAAAGGGGUUAUCCCGAUGUAUUUGUGAUGGGGGCAGGGUUAUGGGAUAUGUUACAUGUAAAUAAU